Molecule: messenger RNA, 537 nt
Organism: Arachis stenosperma
Lineage: Eukaryota; Viridiplantae; Streptophyta; Magnoliopsida; Fabales; Fabaceae
Exons: 1
Coding region: 1-537 (178 amino acids)
Source: RefSeq, a predicted model, not a curated record
AUGAUAGCUAAAACUACUAAGCAGAUAAAGAAGAUUCACAACCGAAUGCAUAUAGCCCAAAGCCGGCAGAAGAGUUAUGCUGAUCAAAGGCAAAAACCUUUGGAGUUCAAAGAAGGAGAGCAUAUCUUUCUGAAAGUUACACCAACUAUUGGAGUGGGAAGAGCUAUUAAGACUAAGAAACUGAAUCCCCGUUAUAUUGGAUCGUUUGAGAUCCUGAAAAGAAUUGGGCCAGCGGCUUAUAGAAUUGCCUUACCGCCGUAUCUUUCGAACUUGCACGACGUGUUUCAUGUAUCACAGCUUCAGAAGUAUACUCUAGACGCAAGUCAUAUUGUGGAACCGGAUCUAAUUCAGGUAAGAGAAGAUCUAACACUUCCAGUAAUUCCGGUGAGAAUUGACGACACUAGUAUUAAACGAUUGCGCGGGAAAGAAGUAUCAUUGGUAAAGGUAGCUAGGAGUCGAGCUGGUAUCAAAGAACACACUUGUGAACUCGAAUCAGAUAUGUGGAAAGACUACCCACAUCUCUUUUCAGGUAACUAA